AUGUUGUCUGUGUUUAUUUUGUUGAAUCUUCUGCAACGAGUUCACUCAGGAGGUACCCCUAUUACUGAAUGUAAAUCUAGCACCGCUCCUGCUCGUCCUGUACCACCUCCAUCUGCUUGCAAAGACAAGGACACAGCCAUCUGCACUGCUGUUUUUGCCCCAUUUGGUGCAGAUGCAGCUGAUAAUGCAGAUCCAUCUAAACCCUUCCUGGUUAAUCCAUAUUGUCUGAACGCAUCGCUUAAAGCACAAGCAGAAGAAACAUGCCCGUCGUCCUGCGCAGUAUGCUGCUUAACACCUGCAUUUAAAUGCAGCAAUGCUGCGGGCGCUGAUUGCACACCUUUUACUACUUCUCCGGAUUUAUGCACAAAUCCGCAAACGGCAGCGGCAGCACUGGAAAGGUGCCCUAAUACGUGUGGGGUAUGCAACAGACCUGGGGCGCUUGGUGGUUGUCCAGACGUUGUCACGAAUUGUGCCCAGUUAUUACCUCUUUUGACAUGCACAAAUCCAUACAUGCAAGCAAAUUGCAUGACAUCAUGCAAUAUUACGACUUCAACAACAGCGGGAGGGUCAUCAUCAUGCAUGGACAGUCGAGCCAAUUGUGCGCAAAUGUCACCGUUUUGCAAUGUGUCACCAUAUUCUACUGUUAUGAGCGAGCAAUGUAGAAGAACCUGUGGCAUAUGCCGUUAA
Molecule: messenger RNA, 687 nt
Organism: Dracunculus medinensis (Guinea worm)
Lineage: Eukaryota; Metazoa; Nematoda; Chromadorea; Rhabditida; Dracunculidae
Source: the annotation of a GenBank genome assembly